UCCUCCCGGAAGCGGAAGUGCAGCGUGUUGUUUAUAUGCCGCAUUGAAUAAACGCGCGUCUUGUGGACAAAAGAGAUUGUGUGCUUUCUUUAAACUAUGUCUCUAACACGAUAUAAUAAAUCAGUUUCAUAAGGUUUAUUUUUUAAUAAUAGAGUGUAAUUCUAGUGUAAAGGGUAUAAGUGAUCAAAUUACAGUCAUGGCGGCUGCAGGAGCAGUGAACGUGGGUGAUAUUGAAGAAGACGCCUCGCAGUUGUCUUUCCUAAAGGUGGAGUUUGAAAACUCCGAGACUCUCCUGAACUCCGAGGUCCACAUGCUCCUGGAGCACCGGAAGCAGCAGAACGAGAGUGCCGAAGACGAACAGGAGCUGUCCGAGGUCUUCAUGAAGACGCUGAACUACACGGCUCGCUUCAGCCGCUUCAAGAACCGCGAGACCAUCGCCAGCGUUCGCAGUUUACUCUUGCAGAAGAAACUACACAAAUUCGAGCUGGCGAGUUUGGCCAAUCUCUGUCCCGAAGCUGCCGAAGAGGCGAAAGCCCUCAUUCCCAGCUUGGAAGGUCGAUUUGAGGAUGAGGAGCUGCAGCAGAUUCUGGAUGAUAUUCAGACCAAAAGAAGCUUCCAGUAUUGAAUUUGUGUUUUUCGGUGUUUUCUGUGCGCACACACACACACACACACACACACACACACACACACACACCCCAAUACUAUUUGACGUUGUUCGACUGAGCCUGCAUUCCAUAUGUUUCAGUACAGAUUUUUCCAUUUUGUUGGAGAUGAUUUGUUUAUAAAGAUGAAAAUAAAUAAAUCUGGUGUUUUUUUGUAAA
This is a messenger RNA of Silurus meridionalis, 821 nucleotides long. It is a transcript of the gene polr2d, whose product is annotated as RNA polymerase II subunit D. The coding region runs from base 197 to 625 and encodes 142 amino acids. NCBI's taxonomy places the organism in Eukaryota, Metazoa, Chordata, Actinopteri, Siluriformes, Siluridae. The transcript is spliced from 4 exons. Gene Ontology annotation, molecular function: nucleotide binding; translation initiation factor binding. Gene Ontology annotation, biological process: positive regulation of translational initiation; mRNA export from nucleus in response to heat stress; nuclear-transcribed mRNA catabolic process, deadenylation-dependent decay. The record is from RefSeq and is a predicted model, not a curated record. Gene Ontology annotation, cellular component: RNA polymerase II, core complex; P-body.